Messenger RNA from Syngnathoides biaculeatus (alligator pipefish), 3023 nucleotides. RefSeq lists its product as uncharacterized. The transcript has 7 exons. The coding region runs from base 124 to 2394 and encodes 756 amino acids. The record is from RefSeq and is a predicted model, not a curated record. NCBI's taxonomy places the organism in Eukaryota, Metazoa, Chordata, Actinopteri, Syngnathiformes, Syngnathidae.
UUGUGUUGGGCGUCAUGAAAGGGGAUGGAAGGCGCUGCCGACACUUCAGGUGAAUGAGACCUCUCAGGGGGGAAGAGGAGCUGGGACACGGUUCACUGUGCAUCGCAUUAAGUGGGGGGGAAAAUGACUUGUAUCGGGGGGUAUGUUUCCAUGACAGCAUAUCUACUCUUCCUGAUGGGAUCCCUUGCACAGAAAGUAUACUUUGACUGUGGUGCCAAGGUGGAUGUGGUGGAUGUACGAGGACUGAUACUUUCUCCUGGCUUCCCUUACAACUAUUCUUCUGGGACCCACUGUGUUUGGCAGUUCUUUGUACCAAUUAAUUAUCAACUUAUCCUUGAGAUAUUUGACUUUGACGUGUUUGAAAGCCAUGACACUUCUGCACAGUACUCAGCCAAUUCGAAUUUUGAGGAUGAUAAUGAUGAUGGAAAAAAUGAGGUGACUUAUGCCCCGAACAUGUUAGCAUCGGAUGGGCCUUUAACAGCAGAUAUUGAUCACGUUGAUCAGACUAUUGUUUCAAAGAUCCAGCAAUCUUCCCAAGACAGUGAGCUGGAGAAGGUGAUGGUUCAUGAACAGUCCAAAAAAAUUGAGAUGGCAAAAGUCUCAAACUCUGCCAAAAGAUUUAUAGCUCAUUCCUCUGGGCUUACAUUGCUGCCCACUGCUUCUCUUCUGCUUCCUGUAGCCGUGUUGAAUACAGAUAAGGCUAUCAACACGGCCUCCCCUUCACGUCUUAGGGUGCACCCAAGUUCCAUCUCAAGCAUGUCUAGUGUGACCCAAGUUCCCUUCCUACAAUCCACUUCCACUGCUUCUGUGAGCCCUGGAACCCAGCAGUCAGGGUUUGACGCCUGCCCUCAUGAUGUCCUUUAUAUCUCAGAUCUCAUCACCUUUUCCUCAAGGUUCUGCGGUUCCAACCGACCUCCUAGCAGCCAGUUGGUUUUUGGCUCUAGUCAGGAGAUGGUGGAAGUCAUCAUGGAGCUCAUCACUACCACUCACUGGGGUCGUGGCUUUGCCCUCCUCUUCCACUACAACAAUCUGAUCAAUCCAGACGAUGAACAGAGAAGCUUUGUUUCCACAUCUGCCAAGCUAGACCCUCUGCUGGCUGCUGUGAGUGGAGCUGCCUUCUUCGCUUUGAUACUUACCAGUGCCCUCUGUGUCAUAUUCAGACCCAAACUGUGUCUAAAGAGAGAGAGCUCCCGUGCAUCCACCAGCACUGAGGUGCCAGAGGCAAUUCAGAACACUAGAGUGGAGAUAAGUGAGCUGCAACCAAUGGCUGAGAGUCAGACCAACCAGGAGGUGAACAGGAAUCAGGAAAACAAGUACAGCCCACCACACAUAGUCAGUGCUGGUGGUGACACUUCCCAGAAUACAGAAUUGGACCUUUCCUCCAGUGGUUUGGCGGAGCUGGAUUUUGGUCCAGAUGAGGUGUUCAUCAUAUCGUCUGGCCCGAGCCCACACAGGCCAUCCUUCUCCUCACACACACAAAGGGAGAGGUUCCUGAGCCACAGUGACACUGGUCCUGGUCCAGUUGGUGACUGGCCCCCACCUGAUUCUACCCCCUCACCUUCUGGUCCCACCAGUGAUGGAAGAGGCGGUUGUGCCAGACCAAGAGCGUGGAGCGUACGCACCUUCCAGGAAUUCCUCCCUCCGCUGCCGCAGCUCCAUAAGAAGUGGUGCAGCUGGAACUCUACGAGUCCCUUCACCAAGCUAGUAGACAGCGCGCCUCCCAGUGUGGUGUCUGACAACAGGAAAGUUUUCUCCGACGUUCACUUGGCAGCCAAGAAUGAAACAAGCACCAUCUCUGACUCUUCUAUCAGCAAUGCUUCCUAUCCACUUGCUCAGGCCGCCCAGCGGCAGCGUCGUCUGAACUCGACCAGCAACCUGCGACGCUCCCGCUUCACAGGGCCUUGCUUUGGUCUGCUCUCUGAAACUGGAGACCUGAUCAAGACCACUGGUCUUAAUAAUGCGCAAAGAUCCCAACCAGAGUCUGUCUCUUCUUCCUCCAUCCACUGUGCCAUUGAAAGCAACCAGACAACAAAAAGGCAAGAUUUUCCAAGUGAGGGUGAUCACAUCAAUGUACCUGUGUUUGCCAUCUCUGAGGAAGAGGACCGGCAGCCUCUGGUCUCAGCUGAGCACCUGGACCGAACCACUUGCACCACCAUUCAGAAUGGACUGGUUCGGGGAACAUUCGACAGCAAAAGACCUGCCUGUGUAAGCAGCGUCAACUCUCAGAAUCAGAGGGUCAGACUGGAGUGGAGGCCGUGGGGGAAUCAGAUGUUAGAAGGGGUUUGUUCAUUCCCUUCCAAUACACCCACUACCACGACCAAGUCCAACAGCUUUGACUGCCAGUUCCCUCACAGCCAGAAUAGUGUAUGGUGCAGUGUGACAAACCAUGUGUGACCGGGAAGAUGCUGAAAAGACUGGUAGGCCAGUGACUUAUUCAUGAAAUGUUGUUAGUGCCCUCUUUUUUAAUAUGUAACCUUCAGUACUUAAAUGAAAAACAAAUCAACUUUUGCAAAUUGUCUUCUAUGCUCUGGAAUAUAUUAUUUUCUUUCUGGAUUCAGCUCAACAUAUGCUUAAGUCCUAACUGCUGCAGUGUAAGAAAAAGAAAGUAUUUUUGACUGUACAUGGAAACGCCAACUUUUAGGAGCACUUUAGGACCAGAUUUGUGGAUCAGUUUUAUGCAUUUUGGUGAAUACACUCCAUUACACAUCAAUAACUUCAGUAACUCAUUAAUUGUGGCUUUUUGCAUUCUGUACAUAGAGGUCUUGGACUUCAUCUCACGUCCUCCAAUACCCAUUUCUCCAAAGUGUUCCACAAAGUAUGAGUCAUACAAAAAUUGCUUGUAAACAUAAUGUAUAGUUUUACUGGAUUAUGAAAGGGAAAUCAAAAUGUUGUAAAAUGUAUACUAAUGUAGGCUACAUCAAUAGAUGAAUCAAGUGGGGAAGAAAGCAAUCAGUAGUAAUUACCAAAUGGGUUGACAUGAAUUAAAGAAGUUGAAAUAAAGGCUGUUAUUCUCAUGCAGAGUA